Molecule: messenger RNA, 1037 nt
Organism: Panonychus citri (citrus red mite)
Lineage: Eukaryota; Metazoa; Arthropoda; Arachnida; Trombidiformes; Tetranychidae
Product: calmodulin
Exons: 3
Coding region: 278-727 (149 amino acids)
Molecular function (GO): enzyme regulator activity; calcium ion binding
Source: RefSeq, a predicted model, not a curated record
UCUGUCUCUUUCUAUCUCUUUUUUCUGUCUCUCUUUUUGUGUCUUUUUGUUGCUCUUCCUCUUUGGCUUUUAAAAACACCGACUGUGUGGUGUGUUUCCUGUGUUCGUUUUGUCUCUAUAUCGGUGUUUCUGUCGCCUUUCAUCGCCUACACAUCGCCAACACAUUGGUAACAUUCAAUUUCAAUCGGAAUCGUAGAGUCGUCAUCACAUCUACAAUAAAUCCAGGAAUAAAUAAUAUUGUGUUAUAAUCGAAUUAUAUUAAUAUACUACAAGAAAAAUGGCUGAUCAAUUAACAGAAGAGCAAAUUGCUGAAUUUAAGGAAGCCUUUUCACUGUUUGACAAGGAUGGUGAUGGAACUAUUACAACCAAGGAACUGGGAACAGUCAUGAGAAGUCUAGGUCAAAAUCCAACUGAAGCGGAACUUCAAGAUAUGAUCAAUGAGGUUGAUGCCGAUGGUAAUGGUACUAUUGAUUUUCCCGAAUUCUUGACAAUGAUGGCAAGAAAAAUGAAAGAUACAGAUUCUGAAGAAGAGAUUCGUGAAGCUUUCCGUGUUUUUGAUAAAGAUGGUAAUGGUUUUAUUUCUGCUGCUGAAUUGAGACAUGUAAUGACUAAUUUGGGAGAGAAAUUGACUGAUGAAGAGGUAGAUGAAAUGAUUCGAGAAGCUGAUAUUGAUGGCGAUGGUCAAGUAAAUUAUGAAGAAUUUGUGACGAUGAUGACAUCCAAAUGAAAAAUAUGAAAUUAAAGAAAAAAAAUACAUGCGCUCACAGUGACCCCACCUUAAAAUGUUUUCUUCAAAGCUCUUCUUUCUUUUCUUUAUCAUCUCUGUCUUUCUUUCUUUCUCUCUUUCUCUCUCACUUUAACUCUUUUCUCUAUCUAUCUCUCUUUCUUCCUCUCUCUCUCUCUCUCUUACUGUUUCACUUGUAUCAACAUGACCUCUUAUAGAGGGUGGGCCUGAGCUCACUCAGUCAUGUUAUCAUGACACCUUGUAAAAAAAGGGUAUUACAACAAUAAAACAUUUAACUCAUUGUUACCCAAAA